Messenger RNA from Ananas comosus (pineapple), 3507 nucleotides. RefSeq names its product DNA topoisomerase 2-binding protein 1-A. Gene Ontology annotation, biological process: mitotic DNA replication checkpoint signaling; DNA replication initiation; mitotic G2 DNA damage checkpoint signaling. The record is from RefSeq and is a predicted model, not a curated record. The coding region runs from base 203 to 3115 and encodes 970 amino acids. The transcript is spliced from 18 exons. NCBI's taxonomy places the organism in Eukaryota, Viridiplantae, Streptophyta, Magnoliopsida, Poales, Bromeliaceae.
UUUUGUUGGUCGGGGACGUCUCUCGUCCCCGUUCCCGCUUCUUUUCCCCAGUGGGAGCAAUAAAGCGGAGCAAAAGAGGGCGAAACCCACGAGCCCAAUCCCACUCAUCAGUAGCGUUAAUGGAGUAGUGGGGGAGAGAGAGAGAGAGAGAGAGAGAGAUACGCAGGGAGAAGAGGAGAGCGUGGGAGCGAGAACGAAGGCGAUGGCUGCGGCGGCGGCGGCGGCGGCGGCGAGGACGGGGACGUUCGACGGGGCUAACGUGUUCCUGUCGCGUAGCCUCGUCCCCCCGGAGGUGUUCGACGCGCUCCAUGACGCCCUCAAGCUCAACGGCGCCCGCGUCUUCCUCUGCUGCGACCCCUCCCGCAACUCCCCCUCUGACUACCACGUCAUCUCCUCCCCCGAUCACGAGAAGUUCGCGGAUCUUAGAGCGAAGGGUUGUAAUCUACUUGGACCACAAUGCAUUCUCACCUGCGCAAAAGAACAUCGAGUUUUGCCUAAAGAAGGUUACACAUGUUGCCUUGCAAUGGAUGGAGUUAAAGUACUAGCAUCUGGAUUUGAAAAAGAUGAGAAGGUUAAGAUUGAGCAGCUAGUGACUGCGAUGGGUGGAGUAUUACUUACCAAGGCAUCUCUGGAUGUUAAUUUUGUCAUUGCAAAAAAUGUUUUGGCUGCCAAAUACAAAUGGGCCUUAAAUGUUCUCAAGAAACCGAUUGUCAAUAUGAGCUGGUUAAAUCAGUGCUGGACUGAGCACCGUCUUGUACCUCAAGAACCUUAUAGAGUCCUUCCCUUUUCUGGAUUAACUAUCUGUGUCACUAGAAUCCCUGCAGAUGAGAGGAAGGAGCUAGAGAAAAUGAUUCUGCAGAAUGGUGGAAUUUAUUCAGCUGAUCUUACGAAGAAGUGCACUCACCUAAUUUCAAACGCUGCUGGAGGUGACAAAUACACGGUUGCACGAAGAUGGGGUCAUAUUCAUAUUGCUAAUCGCAGAUGGGUUGAUCAAUCUAUUGCUAGAAGAGCUUGCCUAGAUGAGCGCUUCUACCCCAUUAAUGAAAAUUCAGCUUCCUGUAAUGACAUGAAAAGUACUCAGAAGGAACAGCGAUAUCAAGAGAACAGCAACACAAAUUUUCAACCAGCCCCCUCAUCAUUAAGCGAGGAGUUAGAAGCUACCUUAUCACAGAAUAUAUCUACUUCAUAUUCAGAUGCUUCUAGGAUCAACACCCAAAGUGUUGAAGCGCCAACAUUACAGAAGAUGGAUGAAGUGAAUUAUAAUUCACGCGUUGCUGAAGACUCUGAGACAGAAGAUAAUGACCUAUAUUUAUCAGACUGCAGAAUUUUCCUUGUGGGUUUUGGUGAAAAUGAAUUAGCAAAAUUAGUGGGAAUGAUACGAAAAGGUGGUGGUUCUCGAUAUAUGUUGCUAAGUGAAAAGCUAACACAUAUUAUCGUGGGCACACCUUCAGAGGUUGAAAAGAAAGAGGUAAGGCGACUUGCUUCGUGGGGCAUCAUAAAUGUGGUAAAAGCUACCUGGCUAGAAGAAUGUGAUCAAGUAAAAACAGAAGUUACUGUCUCCUCAAGGCACAUAGCUUCUGAGCUACUUCUUUUGAAAGAUACUUCAUGCUUCAGUAUGGACAUGCCUUCAGAUGUUCGUGAUACAAAGAGAAUGAAAAGCUCUGCUGGUGUUUCUCAUGUGCUGCAAGAUAAAAAUUUUCUAGUGGAACUAUCUUCGGAAAUAAAAGAAGGAAGAGAAAAAUCUCAAAAUGAGAUCAGCAGCACCAGUUUUGUGGAACUACUAUCCAAGUCUGAACAAUCAACUCAAUGUCAAGGAAUGAAAACUACUGACAAGGGCAAAUCUAAAGCACAAGCCAUUACUGGCACAAUGGAUGCAAGCAAUAGCGGAUCAUCAAAUAUUUUCAAGGGUAGAAAAUUCUGCUUCUCAACCUCAUUUCCUCGUGAUCGGAGGGCUCAGGUUCUUGAAUGGGUCAGCGAAGGUGGGGGAGUAACAUUGGAUGGUCAGCAAAGGGUCAAUGCUGAUUUCAUAAUUGAGUGUCAUGGUCUGUCCAGCAUUACCAAUGACAUUUCUCACUCUACUGUUGUUUCUACUCACUGGAUACGUUCUUGUUUAGAGGAGGGAUGCUUGCAGGAUGUUGGAAGUCACAUAAUCUACUCCCCAUUACAAUGCCGCAUUCCAUUACCUGGUUUUGAAGGACUGCGCUUCUGUGUGUCACAGUAUGAAGAAAAAGAAAGGCUUUUACUGAAGAACUUGUGUUUUACUCUAGGAGCUAAAUUCACUGAAAAGUUGACCAAGAAAGUGACUCAUUUAUUAUGUAAGUUCAUGAGUGGUCCAAAGUACGAGGCUUCCUGUAAGUGGGGAAUACCAUCAGUAACUGCUGAGUGGAUUACUGAGUGUGUCUCACAGGAUAUGAUUGUUGGUCUUGAUCAUUUUCGGCCAAAAGCAGUUACUGUUCAGGACAGAGAAGCAGGUUUAUGCACAAUGACUCAAUAUCCUACUCAGGCGGCUCAGAUGGUUUCUGGGUAUUGCAUUUCUGAGUUGCCCAGUCAACCCAAAGUACCAACGGACAGUUUAAAGCAGAACCCAGGCAAUCCAAAUGAUAGUCUUCGCAAAGAACCAAGAUAUCCAAGCACUUCUUUCAAGGGGCCAAGAUUGUCAGGGUGUGACAUCAUUAAUGAAACAUCAGGAAAAAAUAAAGAGGCUGGAAAACUCUUGGGAAGCUCAAAUACUGUUCCUGAUGUGGCAGAUGCCAUAGAGGACCUAUUAGCUCAGUCAACCAAGAUCCAGGACAUGAAAUCGCCAGGGAGGUCUGGUUGCGAAAGGAGUAUAUAUGCACCUGAUCAUUCUAUCGUCGGUCAAGAUCGUGAAAAUUCACACUCUACCUUUGGCAUUUCUCGAAAAUGGCUGGAUAGGGCUCAGAAACAAGAUACCACUCCUGAUACGGCGGGUCACAAUGGAAAUCCAAGCUCCUACGAUGCUUUCAGUGAGACACAAACAGAGUCUCAGGUGGUUGGAUAUGAAGAAGAUUUGUCAGGGAGGCAAAAGAUUAUUGAUAGAGUUCGCUCGCAAAGCUUCACUUUGACUCCCUCAAAUGAAAUGCCUUCAGGUGGUUAGAUAUCCACUACACAAAGAGGAUACCUACAUAUUUAGGCCGCAAAUGCCGAGCUGUUAACUUCAGCUCUCCGACUGUGCCAUCGAUAUUAUUUUGACGAGAAGCUGAGAAUUGUGGUUUAAGCGAAUGAAAUUCUCUCCCCCCCUCUCUGUCUAAAUUUUGGAGAAGUGUACCAGGCUCCGUGAGCAGCAUUUUGCCCUCUUGAUCAUGGAGCUGAAACAAAAUGUAUGCCUUCAAUGUGCUUUGAGCAAUUGAAGGCUCCAAGGCAGUGCGCUGCUGUAUUUCCUGAAACUCAAUUGUAAUCUCAAUCGUUUGUAAGGCUCACUAGGGAGCCACUCUUAAAAAUAUCAAUAUUUUUUUAAUAUAUGUUUUUAUUGUAAUAGCUUUUUGAAAA